AGUCCCAUACUGCUCUGCGCCCGCGCACAUUACGCCAGAGCAAGAUGGCCGACACGGCGGCCACUGCCGGGGCCGGUAGCUCCGGAACGAGAUCAGGAAGUAAACAAUCCACUAACCCUGCUGACAACUACCAUCUGGCCCGGAGGCGAACCCUUCAGGUGGUUGUGAGCUCCUUGUUGACAGAGGCAGGGUUCGAGAGUGCUGAGAAAGCAUCCGUGGAAACAUUGACAGAGAUGCUGCAGAGCUACAUUUCAGAAAUUGGGAGGAGUGCCAAGUCCUACUGUGAGCACACAGCCAGAACGCAGCCCACACUGUCAGACAUCGUGGUCACGCUUGUUGAGAUGGGCUUCAAUGUGGACACUCUUCCUGCUUAUGCGAAACGGUCUCAGAGGAUGGUCAUCACUGCCCCUCCAGUGACCAAUCAGCCGGUGACCCCCAAGGCCCUCACUGCAGGGCAGAACCGACCCCACCCGCCGCAUAUCCCCAGCCAUUUUCCCGAGUUCCCUGACCCCCACACCUACAUCAAAACUCCGACGUACCGUGAGCCCGUGUCAGACUACCAGGUCCUGCGGGAGAAGGCUGCAUCCCAGAGACGAGAUGUGGAGCGGGCACUCACCCGCUUUAUGGCCAAGACAGGCGAGACCCAGAGUCUUUUCAAAGAUGACGUCAGCACGUUUCCAUUGAUCGCUGCCAGGCCUUUCACCAUCCCCUACCUGACGGCCCUUCUUCCAUCGGAGCUGGAGAUGCAGCAGAUGGAAGAGACAGAUUCCUCGGAGCAGGAUGAGCAGACGGACACAGAGAACCUCCCUCUUCAUAUCAGCACGAUAAAAGAACAGGAUGUCAGUAUGCUGAUGGGAUGAUCUGGUAGAGAGGAAAAGUGGAUGCAGGAGAGAAAGAAACAUUUUGGAUUGAUGUUCUUUGGUAGGUGAGAGGUAAGGGCUCUAGGGGCCAGGGCAUGGUGGAGGGGUUUGUCUUGUUAGAGGCAUUUCACUCCCGGGGGAGGAGACCAAGUGUGCGAGCACACAGACCGAAGCGGGUGAGUCGUUCUCGUCAGAGCUCAUGGAUGUUCUCAUCUGAGUAUCAAGGUGUUGUCCUCAGCACGUGCAAACCCCACUCGUGUUUCUGCAUCUUUUUGAGAAAGUUGCCAAGUACAGCUACAGAGCUGCUAGAAGCUGAAAUGCCUCUAAGGCUUGUGGGACCCUGUGGUCCGCUUACCAUAUUCAUCCAUCCUUUAAGGCCGGCCCUGGCUUUGAAGCAAAGGAUGCCUUGGUAGUUAUCAUUGGACCAAGCAUUCUGCACAUUCUCCAGGGUUCCAUGCGGCAGGUGGCAGCCAGCAGCCCCAGUAUGCGGGUGAAACGCAACCUGUGCUGUCUUCUGUUAUUUGCCGGUGGGCCUCCUUGCUUGAACACAUGUCUCUUUAAUGUUGGAUUAUUCCUUUCUGAAUUAGGGCUGGAAGCCCAUGGCUUUACCUAAAGCAGAGGACCUUGUUAUUCUCCACUUCUGUUUUGGACUCAGUUAAUUUGGUCUGCGAUAUGGUGAUGUGGUCGUGGACUCAGAUGAGUUUCACGUUAUGAACAGGAGGCAUCCUCUAAGCAAAACCACCAUCCCUUUGUAAGUACAAAGUAGCUAAAGGGUCUGCAGAUAUGUGACUGGACACCGCAGGUGGUGACAGAGGUCAGGUCAUGGCCAUGAAUGAGCUGAGGCUACAGGAACACGGGAGCUGCAGUAGGACUCCAGGGUGCCGAGAGGCCAAGCCAGACGGCAGAGAGGAGGAAGAGCUGACCCUCAGAGUCACGCUGGCCUGGCCUCCGAUCCAGACGGCGCUGCUUUCCAGAUAACUUGACCUGGGUGGCAUUCCCUAACAUCUGAGUCUGUUUCCUCACAAGUACAAGCAGGAAUAGGAAAACCUGUCUCAGCAGCGUACAUUGGGUGCCUAGCUGACGGCUCCCUCCCCCAGCCUCCCACCGUUUUAGGCUGUACCACCACCUGCUCUUCUAAUAAAAAUAAAUAAAUAAAAAGACCUCAAGAAAAGGAUCCCAGCAACAACAGAUACACAGUUGAUUGGACUUACUCCUGUUACUCUGUUGAAUGGCAAUACAAUCCUAUGUUUCAAAAUUCACAAUGUAGAAAGAAGUGUAUGGCCACCCUCCUUUACCCCAUCCUUGUUCCCUGUCAUCCGCUUCCCCGCCUCCCAAGCCGCCAGUGUUCCCAGUCUUUUGUGUAUCCUCCCAGAGACACAGUUUCCUCCUUGUUUUAAACACAAAUAGCAAGUCACAGUGUUCCCUUUCUUGGUGUAUCUUGGUGAUCAUUCCAUAUGUGUAUGUCGGGAGCCUCUUCGGCCCUCCUUAGGCUUUCAUUGUGUUCCACUGUGUAGACGUAACCAUAGGACCUGACCAGCUCCGUGUAGACGCUUAUGUUUUCUAUCUGUGCUUUACAGACAUCGUUAACAGUGAAUUAAAUAACUGCUAUUUUAAAUUACUCUUUUACCUACCAAUGGCAGCACCCUUUUCAAGGACUGUUGCUAGGUGGUUUACUUUGUUUAAUCCGGUUCCGGUUUCUCCAUGUACUUGAACAUAAAAGGACUAUUCAUUUUAAAUUAUGUGUAAGAGAAUUUUUUCCCCUUGUAUAUUUGAACUAGCUGCCUUCUCUGAUAAUACCCAUAUCUAAACUUGGUGCUCCUUUAUCAACAAUGUACCAUUCAUUCACUCAACAAGUAUUUAGUACCUGUAUGUGCUAGAUACCGUUCUGGGUGCUUGGGAUGUCUCAGUGAAAAGAACUAAUGAAACAUCUGUCUUUUGGAAGCCUGUGUGUUGGCCAGGGUGGGAGGAGGGGAGAAACAAUGAAUGUAAUAUAUAAAUGAAUCAUCUACAGUAUAUUAAAGAUGCAGAUGCUGUUGGGGCAAGGGGACCAAGGAAGGGGAAGAUCCAGGGUGAAAGAUGGAAGUUUCAGUUUUAAAUAAGGUAAUCAGGGUAGACAUCACUGAGGAGACAUUUGACAAGAGACUUGCAGGAAGUAAGCAAGUGAACCAUGUGGAUAUCUGGGGAAGAGCAUUCUGGAAAGGGAGCAACCAGUGCAGAGGCGCUGAGGAACAACCCAGAGGUGAGUUGGACUGUGGCUGAGGGAGGCAGUGGGAGGGAGGCUGAGGUCAGGUCAGUUAAGAUCCUGCAGUCAGCUCUCAGAACUGGCUUUUAAUUGGGUGAGUGGGAGUCGUGGGAGGGUGUGAAAUGGAGGAGGGACAUACCAGAACUUCCUUAAAGAUCUCGGGCUGUGGGGGAGGUCAGUUAGGAAGCUGUUGUGGUAGUCUUGAUGAGAGCUCUUGAGGGUCCAACAGGGCAGCUGCAGUAGAGAGAGCAGAAGUGGUCAGAUUCUACCCGUAUUUUGAAGGUAAGGCCACGGAGUUAUCCUAACAGAUUUGGUUGUGAGAGUCUGGGAGAGAAGAGCAAGCGUGACGGUGGAGUUGGCUGGAACGACUGGAAGGACGGAGUCACCUCAGGAAGGGCUGGAGUUUCGAUUCCGGCACGGAAGUCUGAGGUGCCUCUCGAGGCCCGGUGGAGAUGUUGAGCGAGCAGGUGGCUAUGCAAGCCUGGGAGUCAGGAGAGAGGUGAGGGCAGAGAGGUGCCUGCAGCAGUGGUCAGGAUAGAAAGAUGGCAUUGGAAACUGUGAGGCACUGCAGUCACCUGGGGUCAUGGGGGGCUUACCAGAGUGCACACACUCUGGCCUUCACAGGCCUGGGGAGCUUCUCACAGACUCUUCUGCUCCCACCUUUUUCAAGCAAAUCUCCAUGAGUUUGGCAUUUUACUUUUAUCUACUCCUGUCCCUCCUGUAUCUCAAGGCUGCCUGUCCCUGAAGGAGGCAAGAAAGUGGCCAUUCCAGCUCUACUUGGGAGAAGAGAAGCUGUUGUCCCAUGACUCAGGACCCACAUCCUGGCCUUGUGAGACAAGUGAGCCAAACAAAGGAAGCCUAGUGCCCUCUGGCAGAGCUCCCAGGGCUGGCUUUUUUGUGCCCCUCACUGUCCCUCCCCUCCUUAUUAUCUCAGGAAACACUUAAGUUGUGGUUGAAGGAACUUGCCACUACUUUAAGACAGGACAUUUCCGGUAGAGAAAGGACAGCAGGGAGGUAGGGGUGAGUUACUAAACCAACCCAUUAACAACUUCAGAAAAAUUGGGAGCCAAAUAUCCCAGGGAGGUCUGGUCGUCUGGCAUGAGCUAGGUUAGCCUGGGGGCAUUCCCUUUUAAGAGAGCCUCCAGAAGGUCCGCAGUGGUUCUAGGUCACUUUGUGGGAGAGGGAAAACACAGGGACCCUGGAUGGAACUGGGUUUGGCGGGAGAACAGAAUUGGCGGGGUGGGGGGGGUUGGGGAGUGGAAACUAGAAGGGAGCCAGUUUCUUCAGGCUCGCUAAGCCUGAGACAGGAGUCCCUGAACGGCCUGCUGUCCCUUGUGAGGGAGCCUGCUGUUCCUGUCAUCCAGUCACAGUGUCCUCUUCUGCCCUGCUGUCUUUGGACAACAGAAUCUCCUGGUUGAGGUCAGGUCCUCUUUUGCCUCAAUUACUAAACAGGAAUCUCAGUGACAGGAGCCGUGGCCUGUCACCAGGGGGCGCAGCCCAAUCAGCUGCUGCUGGUCACUUCUAGCCCCUCAGGCCUGAGCUUCUAGGUCAAGGCCUUGGUGUGAUUUUUCUCCCCCUUCCCCAGCAGCUUCUGCUCAUUUUAAAAAACUUGGAAAAUAAAGGAGGG
This is a messenger RNA of Mustela erminea (ermine), 4729 nucleotides long. RefSeq names its product TATA-box binding protein associated factor 8 (gene TAF8). Gene Ontology annotation, cellular component: transcription factor TFIID complex. The transcript is spliced from 8 exons. The record is from RefSeq and is a predicted model, not a curated record. NCBI's taxonomy places the organism in Eukaryota, Metazoa, Chordata, Mammalia, Carnivora, Mustelidae. Gene Ontology annotation, biological process: transcription initiation at RNA polymerase II promoter. Gene Ontology annotation, molecular function: protein heterodimerization activity. The coding region runs from base 45 to 860 and encodes 271 amino acids.